Molecule: messenger RNA, 2011 nt
Organism: Cuscuta campestris
Lineage: Eukaryota; Viridiplantae; Streptophyta; Magnoliopsida; Solanales; Convolvulaceae
Source: the annotation of a GenBank genome assembly
ACUAAAAAUUCGUCUUUGACCUGGAUUCGCUUCAAACUGUUAAUGGAGAAAUGCGGGGGUUGUAUAAACAAAGAUAAGAUCUACUCCGUAUAUAUGUUUCAGUGAUGCAGCAUAAAAAGCUGGUAGUGGUGAAUACCCACGGGGAGAAGCUUGUGGGCACAUUACAUGAAGUUGGUUCUAAGGAGAUUGUAAUUGUCUGCCACGGUUUCAGGUCGUCGAAGGACCGCAUUCCCAUGGUGACCCUUGCUGCUGCUUUUGAGAAAGCAGGAAUUAGUGCUUUCCGUUUUGAUUUUGCUGGAAAUGGGUACGUAAUUUAUCAGUAGCUUAAGCUGUGUUAUAGAGGUAGUGAAACUGGGGAUUAUGCAUCAAGAUUAGGCAAAACCACUGGUAAAACUUUCAUAAACUGUGCUAAUUUAUCAAGAACUUUGAACUUUGUGUGUGCAUGACAGCGUCAUGAAUUAUGCUUCUCUGCCAUAAAGCUUGUUUGGUAAUAGUGUAGGAAAGGAUAUCAAGCAAAAUAAAUUUUUUGCUUUGUACAUUGGAAAUCGAGGAGUAAUGCUGAGGUAGUGAGGUGAUUGGGGCAAUUAGGAGAAGUGCAGAUGCCCGGUGUUGUUUGAGUCAGGGGGUCUCCCGAAAACAACUUCUCUACCUCCGAGUAGGGGUAAGGUCUGUACACACACGCUCCCUAGACCCUUGUCUUGUGGGUUUUUUUUACUGAGUUUGUUGUUGUUGUACAUUGGAGAUCGAAGUUGGUGGAAAGCGAUUAUGAGUCGGAAAUGUAGUAAUUGUCAACUUGUGCCAAUGAGGUACAUAGAUGUUGAACUUAUUGAUGUGUUAUAAAACAAUGCUAGUGAUUGUCACUUCAUGAGACAACAGUGAACUGUAAAAUUUGAGAGAAACUUUGACAUGUUUUUAAUAAACUGAAUAACUGUGGUUAAUAUUUAUGCUGAAGAGAGAAAUUCAGGGCUAUACCUUGACUCAUUUACGUCGAUUUGGCAUAUUUUUCACGGUUGGGUAAGUUUCUGUUAAAGGGUGUUUCCAUUUGACCUGGAGGUCACAUGUUCAAGUCCCGGAAACAACCUGGUAUAAAUUUUCUUUUUCAGUGGAAGUGAGGGUUCAUUCCAGUAUGGUAACUACAGAAGAGAAGCCGAUGAUUUACGUGUAGUAGUUGAACAUUUUCGUCGGAGUGGGCAUAUCUUAGCUGCAAUUGUUGGGCAUAGCAAAGACAAAUAACUCUAGUUGACAACGUUGAACAAAAAUUAUUCUAGGAGGCAAUGUGGUGCUUUUGUAUGCAUCAAAGUAUAAAGAUGUCCCAAUUGUUGUCAAUAUUGCCGGUCGCUAUAAUCUUGAGAGAGGGAUUGAAGGCCGUUUGGGAAAAAACUAUUUGGAGAAAAUCAAGCAAGACGGAUACAUUGAUGUUCGAAACAAGAGAGGGAGAGUUGACUUCCGAGUGACCAAGGAAAGCCUGAGGGACCGCCUUACAACGGAUAUUCUCACGUCGUGCCAAACUAUCCUGCCAAACUGCAGGGUGCUUACUGUUCAUGGCUCAAGGGAUGAAAUGGUGAGCGUCGAAGAUGCCUUUGAGUUCGCCAAGUGUGUUCCUACACACACGUUGCGCGUAAUCGAAGGUGCAGAUCACGAGUUCACCUCACACCAACGCGAAUUGGCAUCUCUCGUGGUGGCCUUUGUCAUUUCCACUCUUUCCAACGAAGAAACGGGUGAAUCAACUAACGGGACAAUGGAAAGACCGAUUCGUUCGCGAGUCUAAUUGUUCUUGCUAUUGAUCUCACAAAGCAUUAUGGAGCAUAUAUGUAAGGUUAAACUUGUGAUCUAAGUUGUUUCUUAAUCUUAUUAUUGUUGUUAAUGUUGGACAUGGGAGAUAAUGAUUGCUCCAAAUGCCUCUAAUGAAAAUAACAACAGACCCAGUAAAAUCCCACGAAAAAAGACAGAUAUGGGUGCAGGGUUAUCCAUAAACAUAUAUUCACCAUUAUAAUAACGCCAUAGAGUGAUA